AUGGGUGCAACACCGAGUCGCUGCGAAGAUCUCUCCAAGAAUGUGUACUUGGAGAAAUUCUGUGGGAAGCAAAGCGUACUUACAAAUGAUCCAUUCUGGAACACAUUUCUGUCAUACAAUAUGCGCCCACCUAUUACAAGAAAUGAUCAAAUAGAGCUUGACUCUCGUUUGGAUUUAUCGUGUCAGCAGUUGCUUGUUAAUAAUUUAUCCACUGGCAACUUUGGUACCUUGAUACAAGUUGCUCUUAUACGCAUUAACGAGCUGCUUGCUCCUGUUCAAAAUCAAAAUAUAAUAUCAGCAUGGCAAACAUACAAUGCACUGUUUGCUGUAAGGUGCAUCUUGAAAUAUCUCAUCGAAACUGUUGGCGAAGAACAGAUGUUGAAGCACAUUGAAGCACCGCUAACAACUGUGACCAAUGAAGCAAUGUCCUCUUACAGACUGGAAGUGUUUUUCGAAGCUUUAAUAGAGCUUAUUACAGAUGUACCCCUGUGUGAAUUUACGUACGUCGUUCAUUUGGAAGCAAUUAAUUGUUUACUUGUGUUGCUUUCGGUGCAACUGUUUUCUCAAACUGCAGCUGAGUACAGCGCUGUAUAUAGGAUAGCGAUGCAUGCGCACUCGAGCAGCUGCAGCCAACAUGCGCCUGCUGUGGUGUGCACAUUGUUGCACAAUUUUAUUCAACAGGAACACGCUCCUCCGGGAUUGCUCACGCAGCAACCCGGCGGUGGCAUUGUGUUCAGUAUUGCUGCUGGUCUCUGGAACGUGAUAAGAAUGGGCAUGGGCAGCGGUUUGAAGAAUGUACAGAUUGCACACAAUGGCGCUACCGAGGAUGAAGAAAGGAAGCGCGAUACAGAAACUCCGCUCGCUAGUCAAUCCCUGUUGUUACUAUUGGUUCUGACCAACCAUUGCACCGCCAUGCAAAACCCAUAUAGAAAUGCGCUUUUCUCUUUUAUAGAUAUGCAAGAGGAUUAUAAUACGUCGCAAACGAAGGGAGCUGAUGCCUUCAAAUUUAAUCUAAAUAAACUGUACAGUACUAUUUGUAAAAUACCAAAUACGGACGAAGUCACGCUCCUACUCUAUAUGCUGUUGCACAGAAACUCGAGUGUGAAACAGGACAUAAUGAGAAGGCCUGACAUACAAUUAUUGGUAACACCGAUAUUGCAAAUCCUGUAUCAUGCGCCAAAUAAUACGUCGCAUCAUAUUUACAUGUCUCUCAUUAUCCUCUUAAUUUUGAGUGAAGAUGAAACGUUUAAUAAACGGAUACAUGAAAUUAUGCUUAAAGGUGUGGCGUGGUACACUGAGAGAUCUAUAAGUGAAAUAUCAUUAGGUGGUCUUUUAAUUCUCGUUGUUAUUCGUACGAUACAGUAUAAUAUGUUUAAAAUGAGAGACAAAUAUCUCCACACAAACUGUCUGGCCGCCUUGGCGAACAUGUCUGCCCAGUUUACGUCGUUACAUCCUUAUGUCAGUCAGAGGUUACUCAGUCUAUUUGAAACACUCGCUAAGAAGCACACGCGAUUAGAGAUCAAAAUUCGAACGCAGCCGACUGUUUCUGCCGAUAGUGCCGUCGUGACUGUUAAUGGAGCUAUUGCAAGCGCAGAUUUGAUUCAAGACUUGACUAUACUGGAGGAAGUCCUACGGAUGGUGCUAGAAAUUAUAAAUAGCUGUUUAACCCACAGAUUAGCACACAAUCCUAACUUGAUCUAUACUCUUCUGUAUAAGAAAGACGUCUUUCAACCAUUUAGGAUGCAUUCCGCUUUUCAAGAUAUCGUGCAAAAUAUCGAUUCUGUAAUAAACUUCUUCUCUUAUAAGUUGGAGCAAAAGGACCAGUCGCAACUUGGCGUUAGUCAAGUAUUAGCCACUAUACAGCAAGGGACUUUGGAAUGGCCACGAGAUCGUUUAAGGAAAUUUCCAGAAUUAAAGUUUAAAUAUGUAGAGGAGGAACAACCGGAGGAGUUCUUCAUUCCUUACGUGUGGAGCGUCGUUUGCCAAGGAGCAUUAUUGCAUUGGAGCGCAGAGAAUAUAAAAUUGUUUUCCCCCAACAAUGGCGAGACAACGAUUAUCGUUUGCUGAUAUUGAGAUGAAAGAUGCACGCUGCUGUAAGUAUUCCAAGCGAUAACUUAAAACACGCGGUACCGUAAGUUUGAUAACAAAAUUUGUCGGAUGUCAAAGUAUAAAUAAUAUUUUCCUUCCGAUACGAGAGAUUAGGAAUUUUCACAACUAGAACGACAUGAGAAUCGUCGCGCGUAUGUAAGAAAUGUUUAUUGCGAUUACCUGUGUGAUAUCUCAAAGAUGAGUGUCGUAUACGCAGUAGGAGAUCAUUUAUAAUCGGAAUAUUGUCCGGAACGCGGAACAUUUCUGACCAUAUCACUUUCUUGUUGUAUUAUUUUAAUAUUUAUUACGAAAAUGGAGCAAAGAGAGAAACAUGCGAGAAUAUUAACGUUUAUUGAAAAAAGGAUUAAACCUUCUCAUUUGUCCAUAUUCGUGUCGUAUACUUUGUUCGUUAAGAUAAUGUAGAAAAAGAGAAAAACUAACUGACUUGUACAAAUGAUACGCUGAUAGAUGUUAUGCCAAUGAGUGCGAUUAUUACGUAUCGAUACGUAUCAAUGGGACUAGUUUAACAUUUUUCAUUACGAACGCUAUCAUAAGGAACGAUAGAAACAAAAUUUACGUUACUAAUUAUCUACUAAUGUACGCAUGAGCAGUUUUACAAUUAGUUCGUAAGUACUACGCAGUUUAAAAAUAUACUACGAACAUCUAUAAUUUUGACGCUAAAACUUGUUACAAUAUCAUCUUUGUACACCUUAGAAGACCUUCUCUGAAAAAAUGUAAAAUGUAAUCCUAAAACUAGAUAUGUAUUGUUUCCAAAUAUCACACUACAUAGGAGCGUUAUAAGGUUAGUGAGCUCUCUCUCUCUCUCUCUCUCUUUCUCUCACACAUGCCCGCGCGCGCGCAGUAGCCUAAUUAAAGUAGCGUCGAAAUACAAUUAUGUUCCAAGUGUCGCGUUUACGUGCGCGCACCUGUUUGUAAAUAACUAUCGAGAUGGAGAAAGUUUCCAUUUGUCUAAUUUUAGACUGCAGCAUAAUAUCUGUAUACUCUGCAAUUUCUCGCGCGCUGUAUAUGUGCAAAUAUAAUUUCUAUUUAAUAUAUAUAAAUACAAUAAAAAAAAAAACAUACA
This is a messenger RNA of Odontomachus brunneus, 3172 nucleotides long. Its product is annotated as dymeclin. The record is from RefSeq and is a predicted model, not a curated record. Lineage: Eukaryota; Metazoa; Arthropoda; Insecta; Hymenoptera; Formicidae. Gene Ontology annotation, biological process: Golgi organization. The transcript is spliced from 11 exons. Gene Ontology annotation, cellular component: Golgi apparatus. Bases 1 to 2067 code for a protein of 688 amino acids.